Arabidopsis thaliana (thale cress) is the source of this 3812-nucleotide messenger RNA. RefSeq names its product beta-galactosidase 4 (gene BGAL4). Gene Ontology annotation, molecular function: hydrolase activity, hydrolyzing O-glycosyl compounds; beta-galactosidase activity. The record is from RefSeq and is marked reviewed. The transcript is spliced from 17 exons. NCBI's taxonomy places the organism in Eukaryota, Viridiplantae, Streptophyta, Magnoliopsida, Brassicales, Brassicaceae. Gene Ontology annotation, biological process: carbohydrate metabolic process. Gene Ontology annotation, cellular component: apoplast. The coding region runs from base 376 to 2550 and encodes 724 amino acids.
UUUUUUCCUAAUAUUGUUAACGCCCCUCAUCUCAUGGGUGAACUACCUAGUCAAUAACAGAACAAAAUAAAAAGUUAUAGGAAAAUGAGAAAAAAAUACUCAAAAAAAAAAUCAAAAUAGUAGGUUGUGACGUUUCAAAGUCACCCGCACAAAGCAAAGAGAUUAGAAGACUCUCUUCUAUCUUUAAAUCCCUUCUCAGAAUAGAUAACAGAUAUACACUCCAUCAAAUCUAUACCUACAUCAACCUUUAUAUAGUUAUAUGUAUCACCCUCUCUCUUUCUCUCCCUUAUAUAUAUAACUCCAAAACAAUCAUUUAAUCCAAACCCAACAUAUCCUUUUAACAGAAUCUUCUUUAUCUGAAAAUAUCUAAAGAAAAUGGUAUUGAACUUUAGAGAUAAGUCCUGCAUUUUUCUGGCAAUUCUUUGUUGUUUAUCAUUGAGUUGUAUAGUAAAAGCAUCAGUCUCUUAUGAUCGUAAAGCUGUGAUCAUCAAUGGACAAAGAAGAAUCCUUCUCUCCGGUUCCAUUCACUAUCCACGAAGCACCCCUGAGAUGUGGCCUGGCCUAAUACAGAAAGCCAAAGAAGGAGGCUUGGAUGUUAUUGAGACUUAUGUUUUUUGGAAUGGCCAUGAACCUUCUCCUGGACAAUAUUAUUUUGGAGACAGGUAUGAUUUGGUUAAGUUCAUCAAGUUGGUGCACCAAGCUGGUCUCUAUGUUAAUCUCAGAAUUGGCCCUUAUGUUUGUGCUGAAUGGAAUUUUGGGGGAUUUCCGGUUUGGCUCAAAUUUGUUCCCGGUAUGGCUUUUAGGACGGAUAAUGAACCUUUCAAGGCUGCAAUGAAGAAAUUCACUGAAAAGAUUGUAUGGAUGAUGAAAGCAGAAAAGUUGUUUCAAACUCAAGGAGGACCCAUCAUUCUUGCACAGAUUGAGAAUGAAUAUGGACCAGUGGAAUGGGAAAUAGGAGCACCGGGAAAGGCUUAUACAAAAUGGGUAGCUCAAAUGGCAUUAGGACUCUCAACUGGUGUUCCAUGGAUUAUGUGCAAGCAAGAAGAUGCUCCUGGUCCUAUCAUAGACACAUGCAAUGGUUAUUACUGUGAAGAUUUCAAACCGAACUCAAUCAACAAGCCAAAGAUGUGGACAGAGAAUUGGACUGGUUGGUACACAGAUUUUGGAGGUGCGGUACCAUACAGACCAGUCGAAGAUAUUGCAUACUCCGUUGCACGAUUUAUCCAAAAAGGAGGUUCCCUCGUCAAUUACUAUAUGUAUCAUGGAGGAACAAAUUUCGACAGAACAGCCGGUGAGUUCAUGGCUUCAAGCUAUGACUAUGACGCUCCUCUCGAUGAAUACGGCUUACCAAGAGAACCAAAGUAUAGUCACUUGAAAGCAUUGCAUAAAGCCAUCAAACUUAGUGAGCCAGCUUUGCUUUCUGCUGAUGCUACCGUUACAUCGCUUGGAGCUAAGCAAGAAGCUUAUGUGUUCUGGUCUAAAUCAUCUUGUGCUGCGUUUUUAUCGAACAAAGAUGAGAACUCUGCAGCGAGAGUUCUGUUCCGUGGAUUCCCAUAUGAUUUGCCUCCUUGGUCAGUCAGUAUUUUACCUGAUUGCAAAACAGAGGUUUACAACACUGCAAAGGUCAAUGCACCAAGCGUACACAGGAAUAUGGUUCCUACUGGUACUAAAUUCUCUUGGGGAUCAUUCAACGAAGCGACUCCUACAGCGAAUGAAGCUGGUACGUUUGCAAGAAACGGGCUUGUGGAACAAAUAAGCAUGACUUGGGACAAAUCUGACUAUUUUUGGUAUAUAACAGACAUUACAAUCGGUUCCGGUGAGACAUUUUUGAAGACUGGUGAUUCACCUCUUCUUACAGUUAUGUCAGCUGGACAUGCUCUUCAUGUGUUUGUCAAUGGUCAGCUUUCAGGAACUGCUUAUGGAGGACUUGACCACCCAAAACUAACCUUUAGCCAGAAGAUCAAACUACAUGCAGGUGUCAACAAGAUUGCUCUUCUGAGUGUUGCAGUGGGUCUCCCGAACGUUGGUACACAUUUUGAACAGUGGAAUAAAGGAGUUCUUGGUCCGGUCACAUUGAAGGGAGUAAACUCAGGAACAUGGGACAUGUCGAAAUGGAAAUGGUCCUAUAAGAUUGGUGUAAAGGGUGAGGCUUUGAGUCUUCAUACCAACACAGAGAGUUCCGGUGUGAGAUGGACUCAAGGAUCAUUUGUGGCGAAGAAGCAACCAUUAACCUGGUACAAGUCUACGUUUGCUACACCAGCAGGAAAUGAACCAUUGGCUUUAGACAUGAACACAAUGGGAAAAGGUCAAGUUUGGAUAAACGGUAGAAAUAUUGGACGUCAUUGGCCUGCAUAUAAAGCUCAAGGAUCUUGUGGACGUUGUAACUACGCUGGAACUUUCGACGCAAAGAAAUGCUUAAGUAAUUGUGGUGAAGCUUCACAAAGAUGGUACCAUGUACCUCGUUCAUGGCUUAAGUCUCAAAACCUUAUAGUUGUGUUCGAAGAGUUAGGUGGUGAUCCUAACGGAAUCUCUUUGGUUAAAAGAACAUGAAAAGCUUCUUCUGAUUCCGAGUUUUCAGGACAGAAGCAAGCUGUUUGAUUCGUUUGUCUAUAUCUUUCUCUGGCUUUGCUUUGAAGAUAGAGACAGAGCUGGAAUUUUUUUUCUUUUAUGGCUUUGUGCAGUGAUUACAAAAAUUAUACAACAUGUAUAUGUAUAACUGUAUCCUACUACUAGUCAUCAUCUAUGGCUAAAUAAAAUUCACAGAAUAAAGGAGUGUUUCUAUUUACCAUAACAUUUUCGUUUGUUCAAGCAAAUAACUGUUUCAAUCAUCUCUUGAAGUUGGAACCUUUUUACGCCUUGAUCUUCUAAUCUUUAUGGCUAUUGGGCCUUCAAGUAGGCCCAAUAAAUAAUCCAUGUACAUUAUUAGACUAUGAGUCGAUGAUGAUAACACAUGUAAAAAUCUAAGGAUGGAUUUGUAAAUAGAGCAUUCAUUUUACUUAGGGGUUCAGUAGUUUUCAUAUUUAAAAAAUAUACCCUAAAAUAAAACCAUAUUAGAGAAAUUAGUACCGCAGUGUGACGAAAUUACCAAAAUGGUCACAUUAAACCACUUAACUACUAACUAGACCUACUCUACUACUAACAUUUACUGAUAUUCCAUUUUUCUUCCUCCUAUUAACAAACGUGUAAAUCAUUUUCACCUUUUUUCACCAUAAUUACCUUCCAAGUUAAUGACCAAACUACCUUCAAAUAUCAUGCUUUCUCGAAAAUACGACAAAACGGUCAAACACAGUCUUCGCCUAGAAACCUCGCCAACAUAUCGUCGUUCCACUCAUACUCACUCGCUCUCACCUCGUUUGUACUCCACGCGCCGCCUUUCUCGUUUCCGUAUUCGAAACAGCAACCGAACAGACCACUAGCGUCGACGCUUGCCAUGACGGAAGAGUCGCUGUCUGAAAAGGACGGACCACAGCUUUCUUCGUUGACAUUGAUCGUGAUGUAACCGGAAGACGACUGAACAACCACCGGCAUAGCGUACGGGUCGUCGAUAAACCUCACUCUAAAACUCCCCUCGCCGGAAAAGUUAGUUCCUUCGAUCUCCGUCGUCGUCAUUGUCGGUGAAGAAGACUCAACGAGACUCAUGAUUUCAUCCGGUGUAUACUCGUCAUACUCUCCGGCAACGAGCAUCGUCGUCUUCUUCGUCACUUCCUUCGCGGUCGUAUUUUUUCCGUUCUCGUCUACUUUGUUCCUCAUUUCUUCCAUUUUCUCUCAAAUCAAGUGAGAAAGAAUUAACAAAAAUGAGAGAGAGACCGUAC